Molecule: messenger RNA, 2160 nt
Organism: Colletotrichum graminicola M1.001
Lineage: Eukaryota; Fungi; Ascomycota; Sordariomycetes; Glomerellales; Glomerellaceae
Exons: 2
Coding region: 1-2160 (719 amino acids)
Biological process (GO): mRNA processing
Cellular component (GO): nucleus
Molecular function (GO): RNA binding
Source: RefSeq, a predicted model, not a curated record
AUGUCGCGUCGCAAGCGGCCGCAUGCGACGUUUGAGGCCGAUCUGUAUAAUGAAGCCGCUGUGCAUGUUGCUUUUGGCACUCCUUUGCCCCUCUUGGACCCAGACGUACGUGACGAUGGCUCCUACAUCCCUGUGUACAAGCAGGAAGUGAGGGAUGAUCGUGGACGGCGACGCCUUCACGGUGCUUUCACUGGAGGAUGGAGCGCUGGCUACUUCAACACUGUUGGAUCAAAAGAAGGCUGGACGCCAUCUACCUUCGUUUCGAGCCGCACUAACCGACGGAUGACCAACUUGGAUACAUCCCAUCACCGACCGGAAGACUAUAUGGACGAUGAAGAUCUUGCCGACGCCGCUGCCGCUCAACAGAUCCGGACCACUGAUCCAUUUGCUGCCCUUGGGGCUUCUGGUCAAGGCAGAUGCCAUCCCGCUGGGCUGGCCGGGCUGAUAAGAACACAGGGUGAUACUAUGGGUCUCAAGCUUCUGCGAAAAAUGGGCUGGAAGGAUGGACAAGGUAUUGGGCCAAAAGUACGCCGAAAAGCACGGCUGGACAUUUCUGCCAGCAACCAGUCUACCGCGUCUGAAGAAACCCAUCUGUUUGCUCCAGGAGACGUCGACAUGAUUACUUUUUCUCGUAAGGCCGACCGGCGAGGCUUGGGCUACCAAGGGGAAGCUCGACUCCCACAGAGCUCUGGAUCCGGUACAGAUCGAAUACACCGGAUCGGCUCGGGGGGGGUUGAUUUUGACGAGGAGGAAUACAGCUCCGCCAGCGGUCCUCGGCCUUCACCGGGCAUACCUGGCAAGAAACGGGGCCAAGCACAACACGGGGGCAUUGGUGUUGGAGUAUUAAACGACACCGGCUCUGACGAGGACGAUCCGUACGAAAUGGGUCCUCAUAUAUCAUAUAACCGAGUCCUGGGCGGUGACAAAGCGAAGAAGAAGAAGAAGCAGCCAGCGGCUAAGACUGUGUCAGCAAACCCAACGCUACGGGUCAAGCCAAUUUUCAUCUCUAAAUCCGGCCUAGUUGGGGAUCAUGUCCAGACAAAUUGUCUAGAUGGAAAACCACCGUUGAACGGCUUUGUCGCCGGCCACAUCUCGGAACCUCAUGUGUUCAGGCAGUCACUGUCCUCCUACCCUCCCCCAGAUAUCCCCCCUGGAUGGGUCUCAGUGAAGCGGCGUAUAGACACCGACAAAAGAACGGUGUACACGCCGGCAGCAGACGCUGCAAGAGCGGCUCAGCAUGAUCCCAGAACUCGAGCAGCUGCUCUAGGCGAAUCUACCCUCCCUGGAAAGUCUAUUUUUGACUACAUGUCAGCCGCUGCUCGCGAGCGACUGGCUGCGGCCUCUGGCAGAAAGAACCUUCCACCAGCCAAGGGAGAACUUUUGCCAGAACAUGCCAAGCCGUCUGAGCAAAGGCUGCAAGACAGGCUGCAGAGCAUACCUAGCUUGGCCAAAGAGACGGCCAUUGCAGCAAUGAGUCGGGGUGCAGGCGCCGGCGGACCUUAUGCAAACGAUGAAGCUAAACGCGCUCGUUAUCGACUCUACCUGCAAAGAGCGGCCGGUUUCGGUGGCACCUCUCUUGUAAAGCCCCCAGGCGUGACGAAUGAUGACUAUGUCAAGGAGAUCGAGGAGUUUUAUGAGUGCGCGCAGCUGUUCAAGCCCAUGACGGGAUUUAUGGCUACCCGAUUCACAACUGCCUCAACAGAGAGCACGGUACCUACUGGUUCGGGAUCCAGUUCGGACUCGAACGUACAGCAGAUUUCUAAACCAGCGGAUCCAGCCGAAGAGGCAGCCAAGAUGGGGAUGUACGGGCGUAUGACGAGAUUGACUGAAGAAUUCUUUCCAACAAGAUUGCUGUGCAAACGCUUCAACGUGCGGCCACCUGCUCAUACUCUGCUGGAUUCGAAUCCAGGCGCCCCCUCGGAGACCCGCGGCUUACACAAUGCACUACCUGCCAGGGUAGAUGCAACGAAACCGUCGUCUUCUUUCGGGGUGGUGACGCACGCAACGGGUGAUUUUUCGGGCCCCGAUGUAGCAAAGGUUCUAUCAAAGUCAACGGACGAAGUAUCCAAAGCCGGAUGCGAGAUCAUUGUUGAGGCCUCACGGCCCAGCGACGAGGUCUUCAAGGCCAUCUUUGGCGAUAGUAGUGACGAGGAUGAAUAA